AAGCAGAGGAAGGGCAGAGAGAGAGGGAGAGGGAGAGAAUCCAAAGCAGGCUCUGCACUGACAUGGGGCUUGAACUCACGAACCAUGAGACCAUGACCUGAGCUGAAAUCAAGGGUCAGAUACUUAACUGACUGAGCCACCUGGGCACAUACUAGGAGGGAGCCUUUCUGUACGCUCAUCUCUCUCCUGGCCUCCCCUCUCAUCUACCAGCCUCCUAUUUUGCCUGCCCUGCGGUCCAGUCCCCCACCUGCAGCCAGAGUCUUCUUCAUAAAAGGUAGGUCUUACCAAGUCACUCUACUGCCUAACACCUUCUUGAUUUCCCAUCGUUCUUGGAUCGCCCACGAGCUGGCCACUGCCCCAUCCCGGCUCCUACUCCCCUAUCUCCUCCCUGACAUCAAACAUUCCAGUGGCACAGGAAGCUGGUUUCCUUCCCAUGCCUCCCUGCUUUUGCUCAUGCUGUCCCCUGACCUACAGUGCCCCCUCCCCACCUGUCUGCUAGUCUGACCCCUACUCUUCCUGUUAGACUGAGCUUCUUUUCCUCCUCCACUUGUAGUCCACGUGGCCCAGGAGUGCUCAGCACAUGGUGUUAUAGCUACUGAAGAUAGAUACAGUGGUAAUUAUGUGCUUAAUGUCUGUCUCUGGGGAUGGCAAACCCCCUGUGAGCGUGGGCUGUGGCUGUCUUAUUCCCUACAGUAUGUGCAGCACGCUGGGUGAGGAGCGGUAAACAGGCAACGCUUUUGUGGUGCUAACUGUGCACCCAGCCAGAAAUUGUUCUAAGAAUCUCACGUGUGUUAGCUCAUUUAAUCCUUACCACAACUCAGUGGGAUACAUAUUGUUAUGAGUCCCUGUUUACAGAUGAGAAAAUAGGCACAGGGAGGUGAAUAUGAUCCCCUCCUGAGUGUAGAGGCAGGCUUGGAAUCCAGACAGCCUACCCCCUAAUCUGUGCUCUGUACUGCAAUGCCUGUUGAAUGGCAGGUGGAUGAGGGAUAGUGUCUGGAUACUAAGUGCCUAGCAGGCACCCAGUAAGCGACAGCUGUCAUUAUUAUCACCAUGGUGUCCACACUCCCAGGCAUGCAUGCCUUUUAUUUUUCUAUUUUUUUAAGUUUAUUUAUUUAUUUUGAGAGAGGGAGGGAUGGAGGGGCAGAGAGAGAGAAGGAGAGAGAAUCCCAAGCAGGCUCCACUCUGUCAGCACAGAGCCCGAUGCAGGGCUCAAACUCAUGAACCAUGAGAUCACGAGUGCAGCCAAAACCAAGAGUCAGAGGCUUAACCGACUGACCCACCCAGGUGCCCCAGGCAUACAUGCCCUUUAAUGGGGAUAAGUUCUGCUUUACUCACCUCUGUGUGCUCAGCACAUUCCACCCACAUGGUAAGGACUAAAUAAAUAUUUACCAAAUGAAUGAAAAAACUCAUGACAGAAGUAUAAGGAAUGACCUAGGGUGCCUGGCUGGCUCAGUCGAUCCCGGAUCUCAAGGUUGAACAUGCGAUCCCGGAUCUCAAGGUUGUGAGUUCAAGCCCCACAGUGGGUGUAGAGGUUACUUAAAAAGGAUAUGAUCCUACCUUCCUUAUAUAUGUUUAAAUUAAGUUCCAGUUUUUAAAUUAUGUGAUACUUACAUGUUGUCCUAUUGAAAGUUGUAGGAAGGAUAAAGAGCAGAAAAUCCCUCUUCCGUCAGGGCCACCCCCUAGCACAACUCCAGAGGGCACCACUCACCUAAAAUACAGUGUGGCAGCCACUGCUCCUGCUCAGGACCCCAUCCACCUAAUUUCCCUCUCUGCGGCCACAACUGAUAUCAAGCUCUUUUCCAUCUUUACAGAGAUAGUUUACAUGCAUUUGAAUGGAUCAUGGGUGUGUUAUUCAACAUAGAAUCCUUUACCUUACCUUGUUCAUUUUAUGUCUUUGGGAGAUUGUUUCACACCGGGUGUAUAGAGUAGCCUCAUUCUUUUUAAUGGUUACACAGUAUCUCAUUGUGCUGUAUGGAUGUACCCUAGUUUAGCUAUGCCUCUAUUUAAUCAGCCCUCUAUGUAUUUACCCAACCUGUAUUAGGUUGUUUCUACAUUGUUUCUCUUACAAAUAGUGCUGCCAUGUGCUCCCAUCAUUCCACCUGGCUGUUUGAGAACAUCUGGAGCAUGCAUUCCUAGAAUUGGAUUACUUGGGUAAAGCAGAGAAAUGACUUUCUAAUGGUGGAAUUUCAGUCAUCUGUGACAGGCAUAGCUGAGAUUCCGCUGACACGUUGAAACCUCUUUCUAGAGCAUGUUAACCUUAAAGAGAAAACUGCCUGCCAUUUUACCAGCAAAAACGGGUUUAUUUGGAAAUAGCAGAGAAUUGCAAUCCCAGGACGUGCAAGCUGUGGCAAAACUACAGGCAAGGCCAGAGACUCUGGCCCGUUCAAAGAUGGCAUGAUAACCUUCACACUUCCCUCUGCCAUAAGGAGCUUGAUCCUACAGAAGAUACCAGACAUCAGAAAUAUGUCCAGCGUGGCUGGGGGGCUCCGACCAGCCAGCAUGGUGGUCCUGCACAGGUCCCCGGCUCCAGCCUUUGAAAAGUUCUGCCAAGCCAACAAUGGCCCUCUGCCCCUACUGGGCCUGACUGAGCCAGGCAAGUGGACGUUGCCUACCCCGAACGCUGUUCUGGACACCAGGACAGGGUGUCCCUAGUUCCGGAAGUACGAGUUUGGUGCCCACGGAGGCAACCUGACCUCAUUGGAGGAGUACUCGGAGCAGCUGAGGGACAUGGUGACCUUCCUCCCGGACUGCAGCUCCUCCCUGGAAGCAGCCUUGGAGAAGGUGGGGCUCCCCAGAAGAUACUCCGUAGGGCAUGGUCACGUGGGUGCAUACGAGACGACAGCGCCUUGUGCUACCAUUGCUGGCUUUUGCUGCCACCUGGUGGUCACAAUGCGGCCCAUCCCCAAUAACAAGCUGGAAGGGCUGGUGCCGGCCAGUUGCUCCCCAGGGAAUAAGGGACAUCCCAUUCAUAUCGGCGACCCGGAAUGGUUGGGAAUCAAAGAUCUUUCUAGACCCGACUAUGGGGAGCCUGUGGUGUGUCAGCCGGGGGACGUCCCAGUGUUCUGACCUUCUCCAAUGACCAGCCUCGAAGCUGUCAGCAGCUGCAAGACCCCGCUGGCUUUCACCAGUGCACUGGGUUGCACAGUCAUGACCAACCUGAAGAAUACAGAGGCUCCACCCAGUUGUCUUACCCCUGAGGGAAUUCCUGAGGUCCAUCCCAUUUCCCAAGAUCCUUUGCACUACAGCAUCGCAUCGGCUUCAGCUGUUCAGAAGAUUAGAGAACUGGAGACUAUAAUUGCCACAGACCCAGGCCACCGGAGGAUCGGGCACCUGCUCUGUAAAAAUGAGCUGCUGAGGGCCUCCCUGUCACUGUCCCACGCCCGCUCGGUGCUCGUCACCACCAGCUUCCCCACUCACUUCAGCCAUGAGCCCCCAGAAGAGACAGACGGCCCAUCAGGAGCCAUUGCUCUGGCCUCCUGCCUACAGGCCUUGGAGAAGGAGGUCUCCGUGAUCGUUGACCUGAGAGCUUCCGGUUUGUUCAAGAAACUUGUUGAAGAUGCCGUUGAGCAAGGGGUCCUGAAGACACAGAUCCCCAUAUUAACUCUCCAAGGUGAAUCAGCGGGAGCUGCUCAGGCAUUUCUCUGCAAAGAUGGGGACCCCAAGUCACCCAGAUUCGACCAUCUGGUGGCAAUUGAGUGCACAGGAAGGGCCGCCAAUGGUAAUUGCUAUAAUGCGAGGAAGAUGAGCAUCAGGCACUGGGUUGACCCCACUGAUGAUCUUUUCCUGGCAGCACAGAAGAUUCCUGGAAUCUCAGCUACUGGUAAGCGGGAGGGUCGGUGAUGGGGCAAUCAGCUUGGGAAGGGCAAAGUCAAGGAGGGGAAAAGACACAUACAAAAUGGGGAUGGGAUUGCCUGUGAUGUGGAGGCUGACUUUGCUGUCAUCACUGAAUCUUUUUCUGUUCUGGGUGUUUCUAACUGGGGAGGCUGUGCCUUGGCCUGUGUGCUGUACAUCCUCAACUCAUGUGAGGUCCACAGACAUUACCUAAGGGAGGCAGUUGGACCCUCCAGAGCACCUGGGGAGCAGGACUGGGCUCAGGCCCUUCCAUCCGUUGCUAAAGAAGAAAAAGCGUUGGGCAUCCUGGUGCGGCACCAAGUCCAGAGUGGAGUCUCGGGCGAGGUGGGCCCGGAGGUAGAUGGGCUGCCCUUCCACGGCACCCACGCCCAGAUGAUCCAGAAGCUGGUGGAUGUCACUGCGAUGGGUGUGUGACUGUGCAUGUAGAGUGCGUACCAGAUGGCCGUGCCUGGAACUAGGAGGGAGUUCCCUGAGGGCCCCGAGCUCCUUUCCACACGGUCCUGGGUGAGCAGCGCCUGUGACGGGACAGCGCAGACGUUGGGGACUGAGGAGGAUGUUUCCUCAGGGCUUCUAGUCCUUUGCUUUUCUUCCUAAGUGCUAAGGGAUUGAUUUCAACCCUCCUCCUCAGGCUUCUUCAGAGCACCCACAUGGUCUGCUCUGAGAGUUUUCCGAGGCACCACUUAUGGGGACAAGAGUAGGCAUGACUAGAGCCAUGAAUAAACCCAAGGCUAAUUAAAAAAUAGUAAAAAAAACCAAAACAAAACAAAAAACGGAGGGGGCACCUGGGUGACUUAGUUAAGUGUCUGACCCUUGAUUUUGGCUCAGGUCAUGAUCUCGCGGUUUGUGAGAUCGAGCCCUGUGUCAGCCUCCGUGUUGACAGUGUGGAGCCUGCUUGGGAUCCUCUCUCCCCCUCUCUCGCUGCCCUUACCACCCCCCCCCCACUCUCUCUCUCAAAAUAAACUUAAAAAAAAAAGAAAUUGUUAAAUGUACAAAUAUGUAGCAUAUAUUUACAAACCUCUGGGACUUUACUAAAGGUUUACUCACUACCACCACCAACAAAAUAUUUAUACCUCUGAAAUGCUUUCUUUUUCAAACAUUUUGUUUCCUUGGGUCUUCAAACCUUACGCUUAUCACCAUCACCCCUCCUUUCUGUUCCUCACCUCUCUUCACCCCCACACCUCCCGACACCCCCUACCACAGAACCUGACUCUUGGCCCGCCUCCUCCCCAUAGGCUCAGCCCCAGCCUAGAGCCAGAGGCUUUGGCCUCCCUGAAUAGGAGGGCGGCCACACUCCUGGAGCCAGGGGGUUGGGGGGUCAGGAGUGUCUAGGGCUCAGGUGGCUCACAGGCUCCUCCUGGACAACUGUAGUCAGCUUGUCUUUAUCUCACUCACACUCGUCCAGUGCACGUUUCCCAACAAAAUUAGGAGCAGGAUCACCGACCACAUCCCAUUACACUCCCCUGUUGAGCUAAUACAGUAUCUCGUGUUAGUUCACUGCCGAGCGAUGGCUCACUCAUCCAGAUGGGGUAGUCUGGCUUCCCAGCUACAGCUCCAAAUGUUUAUUGGGCCUGCUUUGUUUUAUUUCCUUAAACAUGUCCACUUCAACUCUUUAAGGGGCGUUAGUUGUGAAGCGUGAAACACAUGCUACAAAAAUUACCCCUAGGUUGUCUACUCAACAGAAGUUAAAGCCUAAGCGUGUAGUAAGUAAUCUGGGAUUAACUUCCAGUGCCAUUUACACGGCAAAGCCCCUGGCCAGCUAGGGGUGGGACAGUCCAGACCUCCCUUUGUCAUUCUGGUGGGGAGUCCCCACCUACAGGUCUGUGCUUCCGCUGGUGUGGCCUCCAGGGCUGACGUGCUCAUUGUGAUGAGCUCACAGUCCCUCCCAUCUGCAACUUCUCACAGUUCACUGAGACUGUCUCAGCUGUCAGCUUUACUGGCCAGGUGUUCCACACUUACAGUUUUCGGCCCUGACUUGAGAUGGCAGAGUUCCGCGUAAUGGGGGCCUCUGAGAGCCCGCCCUGGCAUUUGUGAAGUCUCGAUGACUAGGAGAGAGGAAGCGAGGAAGCAUCACUUUGGUAAAGAUGCCAUCACUCUUCUGAUUCAUAUUUUGGGGAAAGACACUAAUGGACCUUUGGUUUUGCAAUAGUAAUAACAGAGUUCUGUUCUGGCAUGGAGAAGUUUAAGGCAUGACUGUGUAAUAGGUUAUGUGCGCUGUGGCCAGAAGUUUAUGGGAUGAUGAUGACAUUGUUUAGGACAGAGGCCGAGACCUGGGUGGAGCCCAGAGAAGGCCGCGAGU
Messenger RNA from Neofelis nebulosa (Clouded leopard), 6148 nucleotides. RefSeq names its product D-glutamate cyclase (gene DGLUCY). Gene Ontology annotation, molecular function: D-glutamate cyclase activity. NCBI's taxonomy places the organism in Eukaryota, Metazoa, Chordata, Mammalia, Carnivora, Felidae. Gene Ontology annotation, biological process: glutamate metabolic process. The record is from RefSeq and is a predicted model, not a curated record.